Peronospora belbahrii is the source of this 228-nucleotide messenger RNA. The record is from the annotation of a GenBank genome assembly. NCBI's taxonomy places the organism in Eukaryota, Oomycota, Peronosporomycetes, Peronosporales, Peronosporaceae.
AUGGAUCGGUCACAAUUCAUCGAUCUUUACAUUAUUGGCUUUUAUGACUGGUUUCUGUCUCUGGAUGUUUUGGGCUUGCUGUUGGUUGCAUCAAUGGCACAUACUAGUUGUCCCUACGUACGGUGCAGAAUAAGCAAUGGUGAUGACCCAAUGGAAGAGCUACACGGAAUAUCAAGUUCCAUUCAUUCAUUCUUCUGCAUCUUCUUGUCCCUACAAAGUGUUGAAUGA